Messenger RNA from Beta vulgaris subsp. vulgaris (sugar beet), 3734 nucleotides. RefSeq names its product NF-X1-type zinc finger protein NFXL1. The transcript is spliced from 2 exons. The coding region runs from base 224 to 3544 and encodes 1106 amino acids. The record is from RefSeq and is a predicted model, not a curated record. Lineage: Eukaryota; Viridiplantae; Streptophyta; Magnoliopsida; Caryophyllales; Amaranthaceae. Gene Ontology annotation, molecular function: RNA polymerase II transcription regulatory region sequence-specific DNA binding; DNA-binding transcription factor activity, RNA polymerase II-specific; zinc ion binding. Gene Ontology annotation, cellular component: nucleus. Gene Ontology annotation, biological process: regulation of DNA-templated transcription.
CACCUUAUUUCGGCAGACCAAAUCAUUUUUUGGUAUAUCUCACUUUUUUUUUUCCUUUCUCUCUCCAAGAGAACUCUGUGAACUCCAACCCAAAUCUCUCUCCUUUAUCACAAAAGAAUAAAUUAGAUUGAUUUAUCGCUCCAAUUUUUUGCAGCUGGUUAGAAGUUAUAUUGGUGUAAAAAAAAGGAGGAGUUUUUGAAUUUGGGGAUUUUUUUUUGGAAUUAUGAGUUCUCUUCCUCAGAAUGAACGAAGGCAUCGUUCUAGAAUUUCUGGCCAAAAUGCUCGUCAGCAAUGGGUUCCAAGAGGUCCUGGUAUUUUGAGUUCCCCGCCCUCGAAUUUAAAUGUGUAUGCUGGUGAAAAUGCUGGUGAUAGCAACGUUGGGGCGGGACAAAUGGAUAGUAGAGGGGAUCAAGGAUUUAGAGGGGGUGGUGGUGGGCAGGGUGGAGGACGGAGCUACAUGGGUCGGCCUCAGCAUUUAAGGAGCGAACGAAAUGAUACGAGGGAGGGUGUGGGAGAGAGAGGAAAUUUAAACAAGGGUAGAAGUAAUCCAAGAAGAAAUGUGAGGGAUUCUGAUUUACCUCAACUGGUGCAAGAAAUACAGGGCAAGCUAAGUAAGGGAACUGUGGAAUGUAUGAUUUGUUAUGAUAUGGUGAGGAGGACAGCGCCUGUUUGGUCUUGUUCGAGUUGUUACUCUAUUUUUCACUUGAAUUGUAUCAAGAAAUGGGCUCGUGCACCUACUUCUGUUGAUAUGAUUGCUGAGAAGAGCCAAGGGUUCAAUUGGCGGUGCCCCGGGUGUCAGGCAGUGCAGCUAACAGCAUCGAAGGAUGUCCGUUAUAUUUGCUUUUGUGGGAAGAGGCAUGAUCCACCAUCAGAUUUGUACCUGACUCCCCAUUCAUGCGGUGAGCCUUGUGGAAAGCCAUUGGAGAAGGAGGUUUUGAGACCUGGUUUGAGUAAGGAGGAUAUGUGUCCCCAUGUUUGUGUGAUGCAGUGUCAUCCUGGUCCUUGCCCCCCAUGCAAGGCUUUUGCACCUCCUCGGCAUUGCCCUUGUGGUAAGAAAGUAAUUACCACUAGAUGUUCUGAAAGGAAGUCUGUGCAAACAUGUGGUCAGGUUUGUGAGAAGAUUCUUGAAUGUGGGCGCCACCAAUGUGAUCAAAUUUGUCAUACAGGUCCAUGCGAAUCUUGCCAGGUUCCCAUGGAUGCAUCUUGCUUCUGCAAGAAAAAGUCUGAGGUGGUUGUCUGUGGAGACAUGUCAUUGAAGGGACAUAUAAAGUUAGAUCAUGGUCUUUUUUCUUGUAAUUCUACAUGUGGGAAGAAACUGCGAUGCGAAAAUCAUAAUUGUGCUGAUAUAUGUCACCCAGGUGCUUGUGGGGAGUGUGAUUUUUUGCCCAGCAAAAUAAAGACCUGCUAUUGCGGUAAGACUAACUUACAAGAUCAGCGAAAGAGCUGUCUGGACCCAGUCCCAACAUGUUCAGGGGCUUGUGGCAAGCGUCUUCCUUGUGGAAAGCAUUACUGUAAGGGUAAGUGUCAUUCUGGAUCUUGUCCUCCUUGCUCUGAGCUCGUCACUCAAAAAUGUCGUUGUGGCUCUACUUCUCGAACUGUUCAGUGCUUUAAGACCACUCUAGUGAACGAGAAUUUUGUCUGCGAUCGGACUUGUGGACGUAAGAAGAAUUGUGGAAGGCAUCGCUGUAGUGAGCGCUGCUGCCCACUUUCUAGUUCUAGUAACACUGCUUCUGGUGAUUGGAACCCACACUUUUGCUCUAUCCUAUGUGGAAAGAAGUUGAAAUGUGGGCAGCAUGCGUGUGAAGCGUACUGUCAUUGUGGACACUGUCCUCCCUGCUUGGAAACUAUAUUCACUGAUCUUACAUGUGCAUGUGGAAGGACUUCAAUCCCACCACCCCUACCUUGUGGAACCCCUCCUCCUUCAUGCCAAUAUCCAUGCUUGGUUCCUCAGCCUUGUGGCCACCAAUCUACUCAUAGUUGCCAUUUUGGGGACUGUCCACCUUGUUCAGUUCCCAUUGCUAAGGAGUGCAUCGGUGGGCAUGUUGUCCUUCGCAAUAUUCCUUGCGGGUCAAAGGACAUAACGUGUAACACACUGUGUGGAAAGGCAAGGCGAUGUGGUCUCCAUGCCUGUGCCAGGAGUUGCCACCCACCACCAUGUGAUCCAUCUUGUGGACUUCCAGAUCCUGCCAUAAAGGCUUCUUGUGGGCAAGUAUGCGGUGCCCCGCGGAGAGACUGUAGACACACAUGUAACGCUCUUUGCCAUCCUUCAGCUUCUUGUCCCGACUCAAGAUGUGAAUUCCCCGUGACUAUUUCAUGCUCGUGUGGCAGAAUUACUGCAACAGUACCUUGUGAUGCAGGGGGGAGCAGUGCUGCUAAUGUUCUUGAAGCUUUUGUUCUACAGAAGCUGCCAGCACCUCUUCAGCCUGUGCAAGCAAAUGAAAAGAGAGUUCCACUAGGACAGAGGAAGCUUACUUGUGACGAUGAAUGUGCCAAGCUUGAGAAGAAACGUGUUCUAGCUGAUGCUUUUGAUAUAUCUCAGAUUAGUUUGGAUGCUCUUCAUUUUGGCGAGAAUCCAUCUGCUUCGCAGCUGAUCUCUGAAUUACUGAGACGUGAUCCAAAAUGGGUACUUGCAGUGGAGGAGAGAUGCAAACAGUUGGUACUUGGAAAAGGCAGAGGAAGCUGUAGUAGUGGCAAUGUUAAGGUUCAUGUCUUCUGUCCAAUGCUAAAGGAGAAGCGAGAUGCAGUCCGACUAAUAGCAGAGAGAUGGAAACUCUCAAUCAGUGCUGCUGGUUGGGAGCCCAAGCGUUUCAUAGUGGUUCAUGCUACUUUAAAAUCCAAAGCCCCGCCUCGUAUUCUGGGACCCAAGGGUUCAACUGCGGUGAAUGCACACCACCCACCCAUUUUUGACCCUUUGGUUGACAUGGAUCCCAGGCUUGUUGUUGCCCUGCUUGAUCUCCCUAGCGAUGCAGACAUCAGCACUUUGGUUCUGCGGUUUGGUGGUGAAUGUGAACUCGUGUGGUUGAAUGACAAGAACGCCCUUGCUGUUUUCAGUGAUCCUGCUCGAGCAGCAACUGCUAUGAGAAGGUUAGAUAACGGAUCGGUUUAUCAAGGGGCUGCUGUCGUUCAACAUAGUGAUGCUGGAUCUGCUGCAGUAUCACCAUGGGGAGGGGCAGCAGCUUCUUCUGCUGUGAAGGGUAACCCCUGGAAAAAGGCUGCUGUAAAGAAUGGUAAUAUCUGGGUUGAAGACUCAUGGGGUGAGGAGGAAUCGUCCAGUGGUAGUGGUCCUGCUGAUGUAGGGUCUUCAUCAUGGAAAGGCCGUGAGAUCCCAGUUACAGCGACAACAAAUCGGUGGACUCUAUUGAAUUCUGAUUCAUCAUCGAGCUCAGCAGCUUCAUCGGCAAAAGUUGUGGACUACGCUAAAAGAACAGCAGCCUCUGGGAGAGAAUCAAAGAGCGCACCAUUAGGUAGUGCAAGUGUUGAGCUUAUGAGCACUCCUGAUGACAAUGCAGAAGUUGUGGAUGACUGGGAAAAGGCUUAUGAGUGAAGAUAUACUUGGUUUUGUCAUUAAAUUGGGGCUGGUGAUUUACAUAUGUUCACAAAUCACAAUUUGCAGCUUCUUCCAGUCUCUUAUGUUUUGCAGAGAAAGCUUUUGUUGUUGUUUUUCCGAAUGAAUGUACUUUGUAAAUCUUGUUGCGAUUUUUCAUGUUUCUUGCAAAUAUUCAAGAUUUACUUCA